Messenger RNA from Phalacrocorax carbo (great cormorant), 3647 nucleotides. Lineage: Eukaryota; Metazoa; Chordata; Aves; Suliformes; Phalacrocoracidae. The record is from RefSeq and is a predicted model, not a curated record.
CGGUGGGCGGCGGCGGGGGCUGCCUGAUCCCCUGGGUGCCCCGGCUGUACCCCCCCCCGCUGGGCACGGAGCGGGUGCUGGGGGGUCCCCAUGGUGGGGGGACGGCCAGGGCAGCGCGGGAAAGGGAUGCUGGAGGCAGCGUCUGGCCGCAGCGUGCUGGGGGUCCGGCCAAGGAUGCUGCUGGCAGAGUGGGGGUGCUUCCCGGCUUGGCCCAGGGGGUGAAAAGGCAGCGGGACCACCCAAAUCCCCCCUUGACCCCCCACCCCCCGAUCCUGGCAGCUCCCCACGGCUGCGUCCCGGUGUCCCGCUCCGACGUGAUGCAGCCGCCGUUAAUUAUUGAUGCAAAAAGCACUCGCUGAAAAGCUGCUUCGUGCGGCCGUGCCCCCCCCCCCCAGCCCCCCCGCACCAGCGGCCCCCAGCCCCCCACUCCUCCGGCUGCACUUGGUGACCCCCCCCAUGGGCUGUCCCUGCUCCUGGGGUUUAAUCCUGCCCGGUCCUGGGUCCCUCCCCACAGAGAUGCUCCGUGCGGCUGCUGACCCCCUCCUCAACCCCGAGGGGCAACUGCGUUGCCUUUGGGGUCCCUGUUCCCAUGGAUAGGGGUCCCCCUGCUCCCCAGAGACCCCCAUGGCUGGUGAGCAUUGGGGGGGGUCCCCAUCGCUGCGCACCCCUCAGCUCACCCUUGCUCUGCCCUCGGCCAUUUCGCUCCGUGCUGGGUUUUUAUGGGAAAACCCUUCCCGGCUUCAAUCCAACCAGGGCCCCAUCCUGGCUCCCUGCGGCGGGCGCUGCUUCUGCCGGCGGGAAAAAAAGGGUUUGGGGCUGGGGGGGGGAGGUAAAAGCAUCUUCAGAGCCGCGCAGGCACCGGGAGGAAGCCUUUGGAGAGGGGAAUAACCGGGAGCGAUGGAGGACGGACCCCGGCCCGGCUCCUGCUCGGGGUCGGGAACCCGGCGUGGUGAUGCUGGCGCCAUUCCCAGCCAGCGCCAUGCCGGGGGCUUCCUUGUCUUUUUGAAUGGGAUCAUGGCUUGUGCCGGGGACCCAGAGGCACAGAUGAGGGACGAGGGAUGUCGCCUCGGUGGCCGUGAUGUCCCCGCGGGAGAUGAGUUUCCUCCCUCCUUGCUGACGACAGAUGCCGCCGGGGGGCCGGGCACGGCGGUGGGGCGACGGGACGCCACGGCUGAUGGUCCCUCGCCAGACAUAGGCAGCUCUCGGUGGGGCUGCCCGGCUGCCCCCCGUGCCGGGAGACCCCCGGCCCGCCCGGCGCUGUGGCCAUGGAAGGCACGUCGGUGCUGAGCCCCUCCUCAUGGGAGAAGCGGCGCGCGUGGGCCAGGCAGAGCCGGUGCUGGAGGACCACCGUGGUGGAGGAGGAGGCGGCCGCCGCCAUGCAGGACGUCCCCGAGCUGCAGCCGCCCCACCUGGACGACGUCUUCCUCGAAGGAAGCACCUCCAGCAAGAUAGAGACGUGGCUGCAGGAGUGUGGGUCAUCGGUGGAGGUCCCACCAGAGGAGCUGGGCUUGCUGGGCCCCUAUGGGUGCGGGAGCAACGGGACCAGCUUCGAGGAUGACCUGACCCUGGGAGCUGAAGCUCUUCUGCUACCAGGGAGUGACAAGGCCAUGGGCAGAGCUCCGCAGGACAAGCACCUUAACCUGGGGCACAGCAUGGCAUCCAGUGCCCUCUCCAGCCUCACCACCAAGACCAGCUCCAGCAUCUCCGAGGUCCUGGAGUGGUGGCAGGCGGAUGCCGAGGAGAUCCUCUACAACCUGGGCUUUGUGCAGAGCGAGCCGGAGGCCGUCGCCCGCAUCCCCGCGCGCUUCUUCUCGUCUCCCUCCCGUGCCAAGGGCAUCGACUUCCAGCUCUUCCUCAAGGCCCAAGUGCGGCGCAUGGAGAUGGAGGACCCCUGCCUGAUGCUGGCCAGUCGCUUCCAGCAGGUCCAGGCUCUGGCCGCCACAGCCGAUGCUUUCUUCUGCCUCUACUCCUACGUCUCGCGGACCCCCGUGCAGCGCAUCUCCCCCACCCGCUUCGCCUGGGCUUGUCCCGACAUCCCCGACAUCCACAUCGCCCCUGCCCAGCCCAGCACCCUCUCACCCGUGGAGCGCCUGAAGAAGGCUGUGUCCACCAUGUGCCUCUACACGUCCCCGCGGGACGAGGACAGCCCGCGGGGGGCCGGCCGGGCGCCCACCGUGCCCACCAGCCAGCCCAGCGCCCUGGGGAAGGUGGUGCAGGAGGUGCUGGAACGGGCACGGGAGGACCGGUUUCGGUUCGACCCGGCCGAUGUCCUCGAGGGCUGGGAAAGGGAUGGGGGCGCGGGGACGGUGCAGGACGGGCAGGGAGAGAAGCGGGGUCCCCCGGCACCGCCGUCAGUGCGGCUGGCGCGGGGUGUCCCCGCGUGUCCCCGGCAUGGCGGUGCGGAUGCCCCGGCACGCUGCGGAGGGGAGCGGGAGCCGACCCUGAGGCCAGCCCCGGUGGGGACGCCGGCGGGGGCUGCGCGGGGAUGCCCGGAGCGGUCCUGUCCCCAUGGCCAGGGGAGCGGAGAGAGCCCCGCGGGGGCGGCCCGGGGGGCCGGGGGUGCUCUGUGCCCGGUGGGAGCAGGAUGGGUCAGCACGGAGGAGCACCAGCCAGACGCUGCUGUGAAUGUCACCUUGUCCCCGAUGCCAGAUCCCCUGGCCCCCCACGCCAGCCGGGUGUGGGUCACCCCAGAGCACCCAGAGGGGAUGGGAUCCGAGGGGGACUCAGGCUUCAGCUCCGGCCCCUGGGGGACCUCCCCCAGAAGGAAAUCAGGGUCCCAUGGGUGCGACCCCCUGGACCCUGCUUGGGCACAUACCCCCAGCUCUGACACACCAAGAACUGGAGGCCACCGGCCUCGGCGGAGCAGGGGCCGGUGCCGGGGGGGCUCCCUGAGGGAUGCCAGGUGGCAGCAGGGCGAUGCACCGGAGCUGCAGCCCCCUGGGAAGGGCCCCUUGCCCCACCGUCCCAGCUGGCAGGAGCCAGUGGACUCCUUCGAGAUGGAGGAGGUGCUGAGUGCCAGCGAGGAUGAUGAUGACGAUGAUGGUGAUGCCCACGAGGAAGCCAGCCGCUCCCUCCAUCCCUCCGUCGGGGUCCGGAGAAGCUUCAUGCCGCACGCCAGCAGCGUGCAGUCCGACAGCAGCGGCUUCGUGGAGGAGCCGGUGCCCAGCCAGCCGCCCGCUGCCCGGCUCCACGGCACCGGCCAGGCGGCCUGAGGCCACCGCAGAGGGACCUGGGUCCCUGGGUCCCUGGUGACCCAGCACCGGCAGGAGCCACGGCUGGGUGCCGCAUGGACUGUACCGCCUUUCGGACAGGGAGACCACCCUCAGCCGAGGGCUGAGCACCAUGUGUGUGUGUGUGUGUGUGUGUGUGGGUGGGUGGGUGGGUGCACGCGUGGGUGCUCGGCACAGAACACCUUUUGACUCAGGACUUUCGCCCCUCGGGGCACGCGUGUCCCCCCUCCGCCCAGCCCGUGGGCUCUGGGGCCGCGGCUGCACCGGGGACGCCUCCUCUCCCCCGUGCCGGGCUCUCGGGGACGUCGCUGGCGCUUUGGCCACGGUCGGCCGCCCGUGCUGCAGCACCUGUAACACUAGGAUGGGGGUUUGCUGGGCAGAGCCAGCAGCAGGCUGGAAAUAAAGUUCCCAAAGGGA